UGCAAGAAUGAGUCUGUCAGAGAAGGAGAAGACCACCGUGAGAGACUUCUUUGGGAAGAUUUCUGCUUUGUCCGACGAGGUUGGAACUGAGUCUCUCACCAGACUACUGGUCGUGUAUCCUCAAACGAAGUCCUACUUCGACCAUUGGAAGGAGACGACUCCUUAUUCCGCUCCGGUAAGGAAGCAUGGCAUCACCGUCAUGGGAGGCAUCUACGAGGCCGUCGGUAAACUGGACGAUCUCACCGGAGGUCUGCUGACCCUGAGUGAACUUCAUGCCUUCAUGCUCAGAGUGGACCCUGUCAACUUCAAGCUCUUCACAAAUUGUAUCCUGGUUGUGCUGAACAUGCUCUUCCCAGAUGACUUCACCCCCCAGGUCCAUUUGGCUGUUGACAAGUUCAUGGCCCUGCUGUCUCUGGCCUUGGCCGAAAAAUACCGUUGAUCAGUGUGCUUGUGUACU
Molecule: messenger RNA, 457 nt
Organism: Sardina pilchardus (European sardine)
Lineage: Eukaryota; Metazoa; Chordata; Actinopteri; Clupeiformes; Clupeidae
Product: hemoglobin subunit alpha-2-like
Exons: 3
Coding region: 8-439 (143 amino acids)
Biological process (GO): hydrogen peroxide catabolic process; oxygen transport
Cellular component (GO): blood microparticle; haptoglobin-hemoglobin complex; hemoglobin complex
Molecular function (GO): haptoglobin binding; oxygen binding; oxygen carrier activity
Source: RefSeq, a predicted model, not a curated record